AGGUGGGAGCGCGACAUAAUUGCAAAAGGAGGCGAGAAGUGAGAGCCUACGCGUUCUUGGCGCUCGCACUCCUCCGCAACGGCGUCGUUUUCCUCUUCUCUCUACUCCGAAGUGUUCCGUUCCGUUCUCGCUUUUCCGAAAAACGCGUUCGCGUGCGUCUCUUUAAGCGGCGGUUACCGUUUUCUUCCGCUAGGGUUUUGCAUUUGCCGCUUCUAAGUUCCCAGUGCUUCUUCUUCUUCGAAUCGCGUUUGCUGCAAUAAAAAUAUAUUGAAGAAAGAAAAAAACCCUUCAAUGUUGUGUAGUCAACAGUGAAGAGUGCUCCAAAGCAUUAUUAGGUUUGGUGGGAGAAGCUGCUUUUGCAAGUUUUCUUCUUUGAUUUCGUUAAUAGGAAUUUCAAUUGAGGUAGCAGUUAGCGAAUUGCAGUUUUUGGUUAAACAGUGAUUAAUAAUGGCGAAAAGUAGGCUUUCUGGAGGGUAUUAUGAAAAUGCAGUAGAGACGGGUGGUGGUGAUUCAGAGGGGUCUGGUACAUCGGGGCGAAUAGAUGCCGGAAAUACUAUUUUGGAGGAUUCUAGUGUCCGCAGAAGGAAGUGCAUUAGUUUGAAUUCAAGUGGCAAUGAUGCUUUUGGUGUUCCCAUGCAAGUUGUUCCCAUGUCCAAUUUGGCCCCCCUUCAGAGAAAGGAGCUCGUGGAUAGGUUAACCUCCGAACUCGAACAGAUUCGAGUGUUUCGGAAGAGAAUUGAACUGCAGAGGAUGAAUGAUGUUAUGUUGUCAUCUAAAAAUGAUAUUAUUAGUAGCCGUAGAAAUGACCAUAAUGGGCCUCAAGUGGAGAGAAAACCAUCAAUGUCCAGUUCUGUACCAGGGAAUGAAUCGAAACCUUUAGGUCAGAGUCAGAAGCCUCGUGAAUGGAAUCGGGGCUCUUCUGGGAAGUUUGAAUCUGCUACGCGGACUUCUUUACUGAGUGCUGCAAAUGCUUUGUUGAUGAAAGAUUGUGAGUUGUUGUUGAAACGGUUAAUGAGUCACCAGUAUGGUUGGGUUUUCAAAACCCCGGUGGAUGUGGUGAAGUUGAAGCUUCCGGAUUAUUUCAGUAUUAUUAAGCAUCCAAUGGAUUUGGGAACAGUAAAGAGCAAGAUAGCUGCAGGAGAAUAUGCAGGCCCAAUAGAAUUUGCUGAUGAUGUGAGGCUUACUUUUUCUAAUGCAAUGAUCUAUAAUCCACGUGGGAAUGAUGUCCAUGUCAUGGCUGAUACCCUCAGUAAAUAUUUUGAAUUGAGAUGGAAAGCAAUUGAGAAGAAACUGCCAAGAAGAGAUGAUGUGCCAUUUCCUUCUAAGCCAGACACUUGUGAAGAUGUUAAAACUACUAGAACAUUGCCUCCUUCAAAGCCAAACUCUUGUCAAGAUGUAAUAAAAACUACAAGACCGAUGCCUCCUUCAAAAAAGAGAAAAAUAUCCACUCUGCCCUGUCAACCUGUAGUUAUGCCACCUGCUAAGAAAGUUAUGUCGGAUCAAGAGAAGCACAAUCUAGGUAUAGAAUUGGAGUCUUUGCUGGGAGAGAUGCCUAUGCAUAUCAUUGAUUUCUUAAAAGAAAAUUGUUCAAAUGGUGAAGAAUGUGGAGAGGACGAGUUAGAGAUUGAUAUUGAUGAUCUAAAGGAUGAUACACUGUUUGCUUUACGAAAGCUUUUGGAUGACUUUUUGCUAGAGAAGCAAAUGAAUGAAACGAAAGUUGAAGUGCGUGAAAUAGAGGUGUUGAAUGAUUCUGGACCAAGCAAUUCCUCAUUGCUACCAUUUAAAGGUAAUGAUUCAGAUGACGAAGAAGUGGACAUUGGUGGAAAUGAACCCCCUGUCUCGAGUUAUCCUCCUGUGGAGAUUGAAAAGGAUACAACUUGCAGGAUCAACACCUGUUUAAGUCCAGGAAGCAGUGAUACAGACUCUAGUGAUUCUUCAGAUAGUGAAUCUGAUGAUGUUAAAUCAAAUCCAGCAAAUGUAGCAAAGGAACCAGAAAAUAUGGAAUCUGGAGCUCAGAUGGUAGAAAAUAGCAGGGCAGAUGAUACUUCUGAAAGAAAUCAUGACAAGCAAGGAUCCGCUCCAAGAACUGUGAUUGCCCCGCGACAACCGCUCCGUAACAAGGCUCCUUGUCAUGUUGGAGAAUCUGUUGGUGGCUUGGAUAAACUUGAGGAUAACUCUCAGCAAAAGCCUAGUUCUUUCAGCUCUGAUUGCCAUCAAGAUGGAGAAUGUGGUCCAACUGAGAGAAAGGUCUCUCCUGAUAAACUUUAUCGAGCUGCCUUAUUGAAGAAUCGAUUUGCUGAUACUAUCUUGAAAGCUCGAGAGAAGACACUGACAAAGGGUGAGAAGGGUGAUCCUGAGAAAUUGCGCCAGCAGAGGGAAAAGCUAGAGAUCGAGCGACAGAAAGAAAGGGCAAGGCUACAAGCAGAGGCAAAGGCUGCUGAGGAUGCUCGGAAGCGGGCAGACGCAGAAGCUGCUGCAGAAGCCAGACGCAAGAGGGAGCUUGAGAGAGAAGCUGCAAGACAAGUACUGCUGCAGAUGGAAAAAUCUGUCGAAAUCAAUGAGAACUCUCAGUUUCUUGAAGAUUUUGAAUUGCUUAGUGCCGUACCUGCUGAGCAAUUACCGAGUUCUGUAGAUGAGACCAGUCCUGAUAUCUCUCAGGAUGGCAUGGGUAGUUUCAAGUUUGGGGGUGGUAAUCCCUUGGAACAACUAGGAUUGUACAUUAAAGAUGAUGAUGAAGAGGAGGAAGGAGAUCCACUGUGUGUUCCAAAUCCUCCUGUAAAUGAUAUAGAAGAGGGAGAAAUUGAUUAAGUAAUAAUGGUCAUUCUUUAUAUGAUGAAUCAAGGAUCAAACUAAAAUUAUCUUGAUCUCCAGAAAUUCCCCAAGUAUUCUAGUUCUCCUAAUGCAUGAAUUUGUCACAAAUGGGACGGAACGUAUUUUCUUGCAGCAGCCUUCGGUUCGGACUCAAGAAUGACAAUAUUGAGUUACUUUUGCAACAGAGGAGAGUUUGAACAGAAUCAAAAUACAUUUUUGGUCAUUUGCAAUUAGAAAUAUACAUGAUACAUCAGCUUCAUAUAGGUUAAGUUGUGUACAAUGGAAACUUCCGAUUUAUUUAUCAAUCAACAUUCCUUCACAUACUUGAAUUAGCCUGUCUCAGACUGCUGUCAUACCAGAUUUUUAGAUAUCAUAGAUUUAAUUUGUCGCAGAAAAUGAACAAUCUAAGUAUUGCUUUUCAUUGGUUGCUCUCAGAUUUUUUCUUCAUGGUGAUAAGUAUAGGUAGGACCUUCACUGUUA
Glycine soja is the source of this 3291-nucleotide messenger RNA. Its product is annotated as transcription factor GTE8-like. Lineage: Eukaryota; Viridiplantae; Streptophyta; Magnoliopsida; Fabales; Fabaceae. Gene Ontology annotation, molecular function: protein binding. The transcript is spliced from 12 exons. The record is from RefSeq and is a predicted model, not a curated record. Bases 448 to 2808 code for a protein of 786 amino acids.